Messenger RNA from Octopus sinensis (East Asian common octopus), 2906 nucleotides. Its product is annotated as striatin-interacting protein 1 homolog. Gene Ontology annotation, cellular component: cytosol. The transcript is spliced from 21 exons. The record is from RefSeq and is a predicted model, not a curated record. Gene Ontology annotation, biological process: cytoskeleton organization. Lineage: Eukaryota; Metazoa; Mollusca; Cephalopoda; Octopoda; Octopodidae. Bases 56 to 2533 code for a protein of 825 amino acids.
AUCUACCGUGCAAGUGCUUCCGUCGUUUGGUGUCGCUGCUGUUCCAGUGAAAAUAAUGGACGAAGGUGGAUGGCGAGGUUUGCCCAAACUGCAAGAACUGUUUCGUCGGCAAAGACGGGGAUCGGAGACGAUCAACGAAUCCCCAGAUUUAGAGUUUUCUUAUGGAGAUUCGGAUUUCUAUGAAAAUGAAAUCUCAGAACUUUAUUGUUACACUGAGGAACCAGAAUUUCAACAAAACCUCAGAGCCUUUGAAGACACAUUUGCAUCUAAGGGUUAUGAACAAUGGUCCAGUUCGACUGAAUCUCAGCAGAAAAGAUUUCUGGUGUUCUUGCAAAAUGAACUGGAAAUGGCAGACGCUGAGAGAAGGAUGGCAGCCAUACAGUCAGUCCUUUAUCUUGUGCAAGGAGUAUUUUCCGAGUGUGACACUGAAGACCACCAGGAGUACUGGGCCAAGAGAAAUGUGUUUCUUAUUUAUGAGAUGGGUCUAUUCACUUCUUGUGUCCACCUCCUUCACUUAGAAAUGGAUAACAAAGCUGUGGCCACGUCUGCUCAAAGGAAACCUUGUCUGUCUAUUGCUGAUUGUAAAGAGCUCAGGAUCAUUCUCAAUGUUCUGUACACUGUUGUUGAAACCAUGAGAUGUGUUGAAGAAACUGAAGAAGAGAAAAAGUUGAAGAACCAGUUCAAAGCAGAAUUAACUAUGCCAUAUAUUGGUGAUGAGAUUCUUGCAGUAACACUCUUUGGAAUGGUCAGCAGAUUCUGCAGUGGAACAGCACCACAUUUCCCUAUCAAGAAGAUCUUACUGCUUCUCUGGAAGAUCAUUUUGCUGUCCCUUGGCGGUCUGAGAGAACUUCAAGAUAACAAGAACAUGAUCCGCAACCAACAUGGUUUACCAGGCUUACCUGAAGAUCCUUACGAAGUCUGCAAGAACAUGCGUGCUUCCUCUCCACCCGCAUCAACAGCUGAUCUCAUUGAACAACAAAUGCCAAAACGUGGCGUCCGAGGCAAAAGGAGUUUGCUGAAACAGAUCAGCCUCGAUGGCUACGAGAACAACGGUAACAACAACAACAACACCGGUACCAUUGGCGGCAACGGAGAACAGCAUCGUGCCGAUGACGACCUGCUCUCAUCUGACGGCAGCCCCGCCCCGACAGAUGAGGACGAUGACGAAGAUGAUGACACCAUGCCACCAAAACCACCGCGACCGCUCUCAACGCCACCACCGUUAGUCACUACGACUACGGCUAAAUGUUUGCCAUGGAAACCAAAAGUGAGGUUAAAAGAUCUGGAAUUGUUUCUGGACCAGACCAGAGCCAAAUUUGUUGGUUUUCAAGUAAAAGGUGAUCACAGUUCUUUGGCUGGUCUUCCACAGCCAAUUCACGAAGGAGUCAAGGUGCUCCGUGAACACUUGUACAUCUCUCUGUCUGAAAUACAAAUCAAACGAGAGGAUGAAAUUGCUAAAAAUCCAUUUUCCAUGCCAGAAAAAGAAAUCCCCAACACCCCCACUGAACUCUUGUACCAGGCUCUUCUGCCAAGUCUACCACAGUAUAGUAUUGCUCUCCUCAAGAUACUCCUGGCAGCUUGUCCUACUUCAAAAACAAAAUCAGAAUCCAUCAAUAUCCUCACUGAUGUUCUGCCCCACCUUACAAACGACCAAGAGCCAGAUACCCAAAACAUAAGGACGACAGUUUUACAGUCAGUGAAAUUAGAAAUUGAUAUUAAUCGUCACAAAGAGAUUAUCACUAAAGCAAUUUCAGGGCUGUUGUUGUUGCUUCUGAAACAUUUCAAACUGAACCAUAUUUACCAGUUUGAGUUUUUGAGCCAACAUUUAGUGCUUGCUAACUGCAUUCCACUUGUUUUAAAGUUUUUCAACCAGAAUAUUAUGUCGUACGUAGCAACCAAAAACAGUAUUGUAGCUUUAGAUUUCCCCUCCUGUGUUAUUGGUGAACAAAUUGAAAUAACUGGGGAAAAUCUGGAAAAUGGCGAUGACCAAGUGUUCUGUUGGCGCAACUUGUUUUCCUGUAUCAAUCUUCUGAGAAUUUUGAAUAAAUUGAUCAAAUGGAAACAUGCCAGAACUAUGAUGCUGGUUGUGUUCAAGUCGCACCCCUUCCUGAAGCACGCCCUUACGGUCAAGCAGUCUAUGAUGCAACUCUACGUCCUGAAACUACUCAAGAUGCAAACGAAAUACCUCGGACGACAAUGGAGGAAGAGCAACAUGAAAACCAUGUCUGCCAUCUACCAGAAAGUCCGACAUAGACUCAACGAUGACUGGGCCUUCGGAAAUGACCUGGAUACAAAACCGUGGGAUUUCCAGGCUGAAGAGUGUGCGCUUCGGGCAUGUGUCGACCGGUUCAACAACCGGCGGUAUGGCACCAAUGGAACGGACGUGAACUUCACACCAGUAGACAACUGUAUACUCAGCGUUCUUGGACAGAAUUUACAGCUGAGUGAUGACUUUAAGCACAACUAUGAGCUUUGGUUGGAACAAGAGGUGUUCUCGAACCAGGUCGACUGGGACCAGAUCCUUCAUCAAUGAAAUACAGCGCUGACAGCAGAAGGGAGGCACUGAACCCUUUUUUGGUGGACUGUCGACUAGGAUCAAACACCUGUGGGGUACUGUAACCCCACCUCUUUAAUUUUGGGCUGUAGGGGGGAAUCAGUCGAAGUGAAAGGGGGCCCUUAGUGUGUUGUGUGGUGUUGUGGUGUUUGUAAGGGAAUGAAAUGCAGACAUUGAUGAUGCUGGGUUGGGAAGGUUUGGUAAAGCUGAGAUACAGUAUUAGACCCUUACUCUUGAUAUUGGGGGUCAGAAGGAUGUGGGGUGGGUGGUGGUGGUGGCGGGGGACAGGGAGCUGGAGUCAGAGACUGAGGGGGACUAGAUUUUCUUUUAACUAUUUAUUUUAAUGCUUUUC